UCUUGUGGUAUGUGUUAUAUAAAUCUUGUGGUAUGUUUUGGAAAUAUGGUUGUGACUUCUUCACAAACAACUCCACUAUUUUUUUCUUAACAUGUGUCCUGGAUUUUUACCAAGUGCUUAAUAUUAUUUUACAGUCUAGAAUAUAGCAAAAUAUUAUGUUUCAAGACGAAGAGUUUUCAGGGGCAUUAGCUGAACUUGAUAAACCACGACUGGAUGAUUACGAGUUUUUUGUGGAAUGUUUGGAUGUUAAAAUAUAUCGGAAAUUUAUCGAGGCGUCUGGUUUGUAUGAAUAUAAAGUAACUGGUUUCUUAGACUGUGAUACUGCAAUAUGUCAAGAAGUAUACAUGGAUCUGGAGUACAGAAAAAUAUGGGACUCCUACGUUAAAGAAUUGUAUGAAACGAAUAAAGAUGGUGUAAAUGUUAUAUAUUGGAAUGUUAAUUAUCCCUUUCCAAUGUCAAAUCGGGAUUACACUUACAUACGUGAAUGUCGUAGGAUUGAUCAAGGCGAUAAGCCAACAUGGGUGAUAUUAGCUAGAAGCCAUAAAGUAGACAGUAUUCCUGAUAAGCCCAAAGUUAUUCGAGUUAAUGAAUAUAAACAAUUUCUUAUUAUACAGAAAGAUGAAGAAAAAAAGACUAGAGCGUUUAUGCAUUAUUACGACAAUCCUGGAGGUUCCAUACCGACAUGGCUGAUUAACUGGGCUGCAAAAUAUUUUAUAUUUUAGAAAGGAGUUCCGGCAUUUCUGACUGAUAUGAAGAAAGCUUGUUUAGGGUAUAGCGACUACUUGGCGAAGAAUUCUUAAAAAUGCAAAUGCGAAAAAUUCGCGAAAUAAUACUGGUGUAACAUACACCAGUUUUUAAAAAACUUAGUUUUUUAGUAAUUUUGACAUGUUGGCACUUUUAGAUAAUUUUGCUAUUAGGAAUAAUGUUUUAUAGAUUUAAAAAUUUACAUACGUAUAUAUUUUAAUUAAUUAUGUCAAUUAAAGGGUGGUUCAUGAUACACCAUAUUUUCUCUUAAACAGCACAUCGUUAUUCAAUCAUUGCACAUUUAUACGAGGCGGUUAACAGGGGCGUCGGGCGGAUACUUAUUAACAGAAAAUGUUAACCUCAAUGUUGAUUUAUUUAUGAACCAUGUCGCUAUACUAACUUUUAUUGUAACAAAAGUCGCAGUGUUUUAUGAAAGAGUUGUGUUUAUUAGAAAAGGAGGCGUUAUGAAAAGGGGAUGUAAUGUAAAAUCGAAUAAACUUCUCUUAUUUUGUCGUUUUUUUGGCACUUCACUUGCAAGUAGCAAUAAACAAACCAAAGCUGUGACGUGUUUUGCCUAGCUUCAAUUUUUAGGGCAUCGUUGUUGUCGUCGCCGUUGUUGUCGUUUUGUUGUUGUCGUCAUCGUUGUUGCUGUCGUCAGUUUCGUUAUUGUCUUCGGUGUCGUUGUUGUUGUUGUAGGAAUUGUAUGGUAGUUGUUUUGAUUUUAUAAAACAUAAAAAUACCCAAUUCUUAUUAAUAAUAACGAACUUACGUGAGUCUAAAUUAUUGACACGAUAUUGUUCAACUACUAUAAAAAAUUGUUUUAAUUUGAAUAUUUACUUUGAGUUUUAAGUCACGUGGUAUUGAAUAUUUUUUCAUUUUUUAUUUAAUGUAAAUUUUAUAUGUAUCAAUAUUUAUAAAAAUAAAUUUAAGAAUAAUUAAUUAGUUAAUGUAUGAGUGUUUUUUUUUAUCUCCAUGGUAAUGUUUUAUGAAGAAGAACUUUUUCUGUGUGCUUUUCUAAAGCACUAAACAGGGGGUUGUGUAAACUGUUAAACAACUGACCAUAUAAUGACGAUAUCGUCCAUAUAAAAAAAUUGUUGAAAAUUAGAUUCUUGUAAAACAUUAUUCUGCACUGAAAUAGUUUUUUUGUUAUCCAACUUUGUUCCCAAGUUUUUUUUCUGUCUUUGGUAAACGGAGGUCCCAUCUGGUCCUUUGAUAUACCAUGUUAUCAAGAGAAGACCUGGAAACAAGGUUAGUUUCUGGUAAAAAAUUUAAAUAAACUGAACCUUAUUGACA
Molecule: messenger RNA, 2037 nt
Organism: Hydractinia symbiolongicarpus
Lineage: Eukaryota; Metazoa; Cnidaria; Hydrozoa; Anthoathecata; Hydractiniidae
Product: phosphatidylcholine transfer protein-like
Exons: 6
Coding region: 156-722 (188 amino acids)
Molecular function (GO): phosphatidylcholine intramembrane carrier activity; phosphatidylcholine binding
Source: RefSeq, a predicted model, not a curated record